Anopheles nili is the source of this 1892-nucleotide messenger RNA. It is a transcript of the gene alien, whose product is annotated as COP9 signalosome complex subunit 2. The record is from RefSeq and is a predicted model, not a curated record. Gene Ontology annotation, biological process: protein deneddylation. The transcript is spliced from 4 exons. NCBI's taxonomy places the organism in Eukaryota, Metazoa, Arthropoda, Insecta, Diptera, Culicidae. The coding region runs from base 1 to 1338 and encodes 445 amino acids. Gene Ontology annotation, cellular component: COP9 signalosome.
AUGUCAGACAUCGACGACGAUUUCAUGUGCGACGAUGACGAUGAUGAUUACGGAUUGGAAUAUUCGGAAGACAGUAACUCGGAACCGGAUGUGGAUCUUGAAAACCAGUACUACAAUAGCAAGGCACUGAAAGAGGAAGCUCCGCAAGAUGCGCUGAAAUCAUUUCAAAAAGUGCUAGAUCUGGAAAAUGGCGAAAAAGGCGAAUGGGGUUUCAAAGCCCUCAAACAAAUGAUCAAACUGAAUUUUAAGCUGCAAAACUACCAAGAGAUGAUGGCGCGCUACAAACAACUGCUAACGUACAUUAAGAGUGCCGUCACGAGGAAUCAUUCGGAGAAAUCCAUCAACUCAAUUUUGGAUUACAUCUCGACAUCGAAAAAUAUGGAACUACUUCAAAAUUUUUACGAAACGACUCUAGAAGCAUUGAAAGACGCCAAAAACGAUCGAUUGUGGUUCAAAACGAACACUAAACUUGGCAAGUUGUACUUCGAUCGGAACGAUUUCGGAAAGCUGCAGAAGAUCCUAAAACAACUGCACCAAUCGUGCCAGACCGACGAUGGAGAGGAUGAUCUGAAAAAGGGGACACAGCUGCUUGAGAUAUACGCGCUUGAAAUCCAAAUGUACACAGUCCAAAAGAACAACAAAAAACUGAAGGCGUUGUACGAGCAAUCGUUGCACAUCAAAUCGGCCAUUCCGCAUCCGCUGAUUAUGGGCGUGAUUCGAGAGUGCGGUGGCAAGAUGCAUCUGCGUGAGGGGGAGUUUGAAAAAGCACACACGGAUUUCUUCGAGGCUUUCAAGAACUACGAUGAAUCGGGAUCCUCCCGGCGCACCACCUGCCUAAAGUAUCUGGUGCUGGCAAACAUGUUGAUGAAGUCCGGCAUCAAUCCGUUUGAUUCGCAGGAAGCGAAACCAUACAAGAACGAUCCGGAGAUUCUUGCCAUGACGAACCUGGUGAUGGCGUACCAGAACAACGACAUUAUGGAGUUCGAGUCGAUUUUACGCAACAACCGCAACAACAUCAUGGCCGAUCAGUUCAUACGCGAGCACAUCGAGGAUCUGUUACGAAACAUUCGCACGCAGGUGUUGAUAAAGCUGAUCCGCCCGUACACGAAGAUUACCAUAUCCUUCAUUUCGAAUGAGCUCAACAUCGAACCGGCAGAAGUCGAAAGUUUGCUGGUGUCCUGCAUAUUAGAUAACACGAUUCAAGGUCGCAUUGAUCAGGUGAACCAAGUCCUGGAACUCAGCAAAGAAGCACGAUGUGGCGAACGGGAUAUCGCCAUCGAGAAGCUCGCCACACAGAUCAAUUCUGUGCAGGCGGCUAUCAUCAAUAAGAUGGCCUGAAGUCAGGCUGAUUGAAUCGCCCUACCGAUGACGAUGAUGAUGUAAAAAAUGGCCCAGCGUCGCUUAGAGCAUCAUUUAGAGGAGAGAUCAACAGACGUGCGUUGGUUUCCGGCUGAUGAAAACCGCGAUCCGAGCACGAACGGAGAGCAAAUAUUUAAAGUGUUCAGCAUAGUCGAGUGUCCACGAGGGUAUAUUGCUGCUCACGGUAUACUGUGAUCUCGGGUGAAAUCGCCUCACGCAUCGGAUGUCGGAAGAAAUCUCGUUGCGCCUCGUCGUUGACGUUUUCACGACAGCGGGCGGAGUGUUUUCCUUUUUUAAUAGCAAUCCGGCCUUGUAAUGAUUCAUUGUUUUAUUGAUAUUCAUUUUCACCCGUGAUCCAGAGCUAUAGUUUGAGACAGAGAAGGGCAGAACGGUUUGAAUGAUUAAUGGCACAACAUACAGUUAAAGGGUGUGCAAAAUUCACUGCUUCAGGUGAUACGGCUACCCAAUCACGCGACAACAGGGAGAAUACGUGCAUGUAAGCAGAACAAUAAUUGAGUAAUAAACCCAUGCGA